Messenger RNA from Linum tenue, 693 nucleotides. The record is from the annotation of a GenBank genome assembly. NCBI's taxonomy places the organism in Eukaryota, Viridiplantae, Streptophyta, Magnoliopsida, Malpighiales, Linaceae.
CCUUUACUUUAGUGAGCAAAUCCCUAUACCUCAAUUUGGCUCUCUCAAACUGCAACUCGGUCGUGAAGAGUGAAGACUCGCCGCUCUCUGCUACUACGUUUAUUUCCAGUCUCUGGUUCGCCGUUUCUCUCUGUGUCCAUAUCAAUGGCGACUGUGCCAGUAAACCCUAAGCCGUUCUUGAACAACUUGACUGGAAAGACUGUGAUCGUGAAGUUGAAGUGGGGCAUGGAGUACAAAGGGUUUCUUGCUUCAGUGGAUUCAUACAUGAACCUCCAGCUAGGGAAUGCUGAAGAGUACAUUGACGGACAGUUCACUGGUAAUCUUGGGGAGAUUUUAAUCAGAUGCAACAAUGUUCUCUAUAUGCGUGGCGUGCCAGAGGAUGAAGAUAUAGAGGAUGCUGAUCGUGACUAGAAGCAGCGUCGGGCUCAUGUUAAAAGAAUUUGUUGGAUUGUUUUGAGCUAAAAUGAUGAUAUGGUCAUGGUACUUUUGUUGUAAGCAACAGAUCUUGUCUAACUCUUUAUGUUCUGUUCUGAUAACUAGGUUGAUUGCAUAUGAAUAUCCAAAUUGAUACGCUAGCAUCUGUAAUCCCAUCGAGUAAUCAAUCAUCCGCUGAUUGGGAUCGAGGCCUGACAGACAUUUUCCCGCUUUUAAUGGAGCAGAUUCUGUUGUUAUUUGCACUUAUUUCCUAAGUAA